AUGAAGUUCAAGGCCACUGUGCGUGACCAGCGCACCCUUGCCAGUGUGUGCCAGGCGUGCCGCGGCAUUCAGCGUCGGUGCGUGAUCAAACUGCACCCCACACGCAUUCGCUUCUUCACGAGCACGCAGUUUGCAGACGGCAUGCAGGUAUGGGCCGGAUGCCGCACGCAGGCCAUCCUCAGCGACUUCCAGUCCCAGUCGCAGCUGCAAGAAAACGCCAUCUUCUGCGAGGUGGCGGACAUUUCACAACUUUUUUACAUCAUGCGCCAGGCAGAGCGCUGCCCAAACGUCACCAUCAAACUGACGAAGAAUGCGGCGAGAAGGCCGGCGCUGCGUGUCUUGAUGCAGGGCGUCCGCCCACUUCUUGACAUCAGCCACGACGUGCCAGUGCGGGUGCUGAGCGAGCUGGAAGUGCGGCAUAUCAGCGCCCCUCUCCUCGAGAGCGAGAUGGUGCAAAUUGUUUUGCCGUGCCUCGCGGAGCUGUCAAAGUUUGUGGACAAGGUCCGCUCCACCUCGUGCGAUCGCAUGACGUUCACAGUGAGGGACAACGAGCGGGCGGAUGGCGCUGCUGCCACCAGCUGCACUCUGGUGGUUCUGGCCGAAUGUUUCCUUGCCAGCUUUGCUCUGAAGUACAGCUCCGUGCAAAAGUGCGAGCGCGAGGGUGACAAUGACGCCGAUUUUGAUGGGGAAGGCGAUAGUAAUGGCGGGGAUAAUCUGAAGCACCGCGACGAUACGUCGACGGCCUACGCUUCAGUGUCGGUGGAGGUGAGACGGUUUGCGCGGUUUCUUGCAAUCAAAGAGGCGACACCCCUCCAGGUUGUGCUGCAUCUUGUGGAUGGGAAGGCCGUUGUGCUAAGCGUUUUUGCCUCAGGUGGCACAACGCUCGUUGGCUACAUGCCUGCCGUGGCGCAAUAA
Trypanosoma cruzi is the source of this 915-nucleotide messenger RNA. RefSeq lists its product as uncharacterized. Gene Ontology annotation, biological process: telomere maintenance; meiotic DNA integrity checkpoint signaling; nucleotide-excision repair. Lineage: Eukaryota; Euglenozoa; Kinetoplastea; Trypanosomatida; Trypanosomatidae. The transcript has a single exon. Gene Ontology annotation, cellular component: checkpoint clamp complex; nucleolus; site of double-strand break. The coding region runs from base 1 to 915 and encodes 304 amino acids. The record is from RefSeq and is a predicted model, not a curated record.